AUGAGGGAGAGGUUCGAGCUCAACUUCCCUAGUGAAUGGUGUUCUGUCCCCACGAUCAUUAUUCUGGCUGCGAACCCCUUUGUUGCGUCUCCAACUGCUAGACUCUUCGACACAAUUCCUCAACGGUUGCAUCUGGGUCUGCAGAUCGCUGGGUCUGCCAUCGCCUACUAUCCUGCUCUAGAGAAUGACGAUUUAGGGUAUGUAAUAUUCCGCCGUGGCAUUGGACUUGAUCAAACAACUGAUUUCUUCUUCAUGGAGAAAGUGGACAUGCUCAUUGGUCGUUUUUGGGCAUGGCUUUUGAGAAAGACCAGACUAGAAAGAGUUUUGACCAGGAAAUCAACUUUGAGGAAGAAAGAUCCAAAAAAAGAUGAUGAAACUAGUGCUGACAUACAGGAGGAUGACUUAUUCGUUGAACGGAUCCGUCUUGAGACCAUGGAAAUCAGUUUUCGCAAUCUGCUGGGCAAAAUCACCAUCCAAGAGCCUACCUUUGACAGGAUAAUUGUUGUUUACAGGCAAGCAAGCACCAAACUAAAACAAGAACGAGGAAUAUUUUUGAAGCAUUUCAGAAACAUCCCAAUGGCUGAUAUGGAGAUUGUUCUUCCAGAAAAGAAAAAUCCAGGUUUAACACCAAUGGACUGGGUCAAAUUUCUGGUUUCUGCUGUUGUUGGGCUCGUUGCAGUAGUGGGUUCGCUUGACAUGCCUAAAGCUGAUCUUUGGGUCAUAUUUGCUAUCCUUUCAACUGUGAUUGGCUAUUGUGCCAAGACAUACUUCACGUUUGAACAAAAUAUGGCUGCAUAUCAGAAUCUAAUUACAGAGUCUAUGUAUGACAAACAGCUGGAUAGUGGAAAGGGCACUCUUCUUCACUUGUGUGAUGAUGUGAUUCAACAAGAAGUUAAAGAGGUAAUUGUUUCAUUUUACAUACUGAUGGAACAGGGAAAAGCUACUCGACAGGAUCUUGAUCUGAGGUGUGAAGAACUAAUUAAGGAGCAAUUUGAGGAGAGUUGUAACUUUGAUGUGGAUGAUGCUGUUCAAAAGCUAGAGACGUUGGGAAUCGUUGCCCGGGAUUCGAUAGGAAGGUACUACUGCGUUGGCUUGAAGCGCGCUAAUGAGAUCAUUGGCACCACCACAGAGGAACUCGUCCAAGCAAAACAGAGUGGUAUCACUUCUUGAUGUUUUUCCCAGACUCUGUGCUCUGGCUGCGCUCUUUGAGAGUCCUUUUGAAAUUCUUGGGUGUGAGUAGAUAUGUGUUGCGUUUACAUUCAAACCAUCUCACCGAUCUGUGCUGUGCCAACUUCCGUGGGGUUACCCUUACAUUGUAUAUGUUGAUUAAUUCAUUGUUUAGUUUUCUUAGUCAUUUGCAUCCAUAGGGUAUAGAGGUAGAGCGGUAUAGUGGGAUGAAGGGUUGACUUCUUGCUUGCACUCUCUAUAUUUGUUUUCAUGUCCGACACUUUUUAAAGGUGGAAGGAGGAGUUUGCAGGAUUGAGUUAUUUUGUGUGUUGGGGGGAUUAAAAACACUUGUAUAAUAAUGUCACAGUUGU
Messenger RNA from Diospyros lotus (date-plum), 1538 nucleotides. RefSeq lists its product as uncharacterized. Bases 1 to 1170 code for a protein of 389 amino acids. The record is from RefSeq and is a predicted model, not a curated record. NCBI's taxonomy places the organism in Eukaryota, Viridiplantae, Streptophyta, Magnoliopsida, Ericales, Ebenaceae. The transcript has 11 exons.